Molecule: messenger RNA, 2936 nt
Organism: Epinephelus fuscoguttatus (brown-marbled grouper)
Lineage: Eukaryota; Metazoa; Chordata; Actinopteri; Perciformes; Serranidae
Exons: 3
Coding region: 73-2052 (659 amino acids)
Molecular function (GO): GTP binding
Source: RefSeq, a predicted model, not a curated record
CAUCACCUGAAAACUGCUGUAGAGAACUCAUAGGAAGGUGCUCCAUCCUUAUCCUCCUGUGAAACUGUUACCAUGGCAACGAAAAUCUCAUCCAAAUAUGAGCACAUUCCCUGCAAAGAUUUGUUCCAAAAAGGAUCUCCUAAUGUUUACCAGCUGAAUCCAAAGAAAGAGAAUAUUGGAACUCUGACAAGAAUGACUCUGGGUGAAAAGGAACCAAGCAAGUUAAACAAAACCAUCUUGCUUGUGGGUGAAACAGGAGCAGGAAAAUCUACACUGAUCAACGCUCUGGUCAACUACGCCAUGGGAGUGAAGUGGGAGGACGAUGUCUGGUUUCAGAUUGUGGAGGACGAGAAGAAAAGUCAAUCAGAAAGUCAGACAACAGAUGAGACUGACUCUGAGGGUGAGGAGAAAAGUCAGUGUAAAAGUCAGACAACAGAUGUGAUCGUGUACGAGAUCUUUGGUUUUGAAGGUCAAACUCUGCCCUACUCUCUGACCAUCAUCGAUACUCCUGGAUAUGGGAGCACUGCAGGAACUGAACAUGAUGACAUCAUCAGUGAAAGGUUAUUAGACUUGUUUCGCUCAGACGAUGGAGUUCAUGAGAUCAGUGCAGUGGGUCUGGUGAUGAAAGCGAGUGAGAAUCGACUGGAUGAUCGACUGAGGUACAUCUUUGAUUCAGUGAUGUCUCUGUUUGGAAAAAACAUGGAGAAGAACAUUGUUGCCCUCAUCACACACUCAAAUGGAAUAACUCCUAAAAAUGUUCUGAAAGCCAUCAAGACUGCAGAGAUUAGAUGUGCCAAAAAUGAUAAGAAUCAGCCUCUUCACUUCCUGUUUGAUAACUGCCAGCAUGAAGACAGGACAGAGGAGACAGAGGCUUUUCAACAUGCAGAUGAAAGAACAAUGAAAGGACUGAGUCAGUUCACGAACUUCCUGGAAAAAACUGAAUCUCAAAAGCUGAAGGAAACUGUGGAGGUUCUGAAUGAGCGGAUUAGACUAGCAGCCUGCAUCCACAACCUGCAAGAGAGAAUUGAGUUUAUUGAACUGAAACAGAGUGCAAUCAAGCAGAAUCAGGAAGCUCUGAAGAAAUGUGAACAAGAGAUGAAGAACAAUAAAGAGUUCACUGUAGAAGUUGAGGUGGUCUAUAAAGUUAAACAACCUGUCAGUGAGAGGAGAUGGUGGGCAUUUGGGUUAAAUUAUGGAGGAGCUGUCUGCUGCACUGUCUGCAAGGAGAACUGUCACUAUCCAUGCACACUGGCCUUGUAUCCAGAACACUGUGAGGUCAUGAAAAAAAAAUGCACUGUAUGUAAGGAUAAAUGUUUUGUAUCAGAUCAUGAGAAAGGCAAACCAUGCACUGAAUGUGAGGGAAAGUGUUGUGUAUCAUUUCAUGUUAAAGGAAAACAAUGUCCUGUAUGUGAGGGUAAAAUAAAGGAAUCAGAACAUGUGAAAGAAAAGUACUGCACUGUCUGUACUGGGAGAUGUCCUGUAUCAGAUCAUGUGAAAGAUAAACAGUGCACUGUAUGUGUGGACGGCUGUUGUGCAUCAGAUCAUAAGGAAGGCAAGCAAUGCCCUGUAUGUGAGGGUGAAACAAAGAAAUCAGAUCAUGUUAAAAAAAUGUGGAAGUAUGUGAGCAAGACAAGGCAAGUUCAGAUGACCAAACAAGACAUGAAAGACAAGUAUGAAAAGGGUAAAGCAGGCUGUGAGGAGUCAACAAGCCUUCUGGAAACUCUUCAGAAGAACAUAGAGAAACUUGAGAAAGAAAAAGAUCAGUGGCUGGAAGAGUCGUUCCAGUGUGUUGAAAGUCUGGAGCAGCUCGCCCUGAAUGUUAAGUCACUGUCCACUUUUGUCCAUUUGGACUUCCUGAUUGAGAAGAUGAAGGAGAAAGGAGACACAGAGAAAGUCAAGAAACUGGAAGAGAUGAAAGUUGAAAUGGAUAAAAAUGAAGGAAUCAAAGCAGCGCUGUCGUACGGGUUUGGUAGAGUAACAGCGGCUGGUAAAGUAGCUGGUAGAGCAGCUGGUAGAGCAGCUGGUAGAGCAAUUAAAGCAGCAGUGAAGUAAGUUGUAGAUGAACAGAAAGACAAUGGGGGUCAACUGUGUAGAAAACACAGUCCACAGUGUUGGUGAAAUGUGUUUCAUUCUGUAUAUAUUAAGUGUGAUGUUGAUGUAAUAACUACAUAAGAACAUUCAAAUGUAAUCACCUUUUAAAUAUCAGAUGUGUAAUUCCUCAAACAGCGCCCUCUGUGGUAUUUAAUGGCUGUUUCUUUUUGUUCUUCCAGUUUAACUUCACUGUACAGAUUAGAAAACUGUUUGGAUCAACAGCUCUGGUUUUAAAUGGAGUGAGGACUCCCCCUGCUGUUUGAUGUUGAGUACAGCAACUCCCCUCCUCUAUCUUUAAGCAAGACAUUUAUUUUUCUUUAGUUUCUUUGUGUAGGUUCAUUGUUUUUAAGGUUUUCUAAUGUGUUUUUCAGUCAGUACAAGGCUGUGAUUCAUUCUGAUGUUGACAGAAGUCUCAUUAAACUGGUGGUGGGACAGUAACACAACACUGAGACAUAUAUGAUAUAAACUGUACUGAACAUAUAAAGUAGUUAACCAUGAUGUUUCCUUCUCAUGUUAAUCAGUUUGUACAGAGGAUGUCACAGAAUUUAGACACAAUGUCUGAUGUAUUUACAUUUGAUUUAUAUUCUGAUCAGUGUUAUUAUAUACUAUAUAUCCUGGUGUGUUGGUGUGUAUUCAUGCACAUCUAUAUAUCCUGGUGUAUUGGUGUGUAUUCAUGCUUGAGAUGACUAGUUAAAAUAUUUCAGAUGACACAGCUCAUUUAUGUUAUACUGUGUCUUUAACAAGCCAUAUUAUCAGUGAUUGAUAUAUAUUCUGAUGUUCUACAUGAAAUCGUUCUGACUGGAGCCGUUUUCUGUGAAUCAUUAAUAAAACCUCUGCUUGAUGAA